This is a messenger RNA of Salvelinus fontinalis (brook trout), 7174 nucleotides long. RefSeq names its product netrin 2 (gene ntn2). Lineage: Eukaryota; Metazoa; Chordata; Actinopteri; Salmoniformes; Salmonidae. Gene Ontology annotation, molecular function: protein binding. The transcript is spliced from 7 exons. The record is from RefSeq and is a predicted model, not a curated record. The coding region runs from base 1223 to 3148 and encodes 641 amino acids.
UUAACAUGCUAAAAUCGCCACUGAAUGUGCGAUGCAAUAAUUAGUCGAAAGGAUUGUAUUUUUAAGAAGCGCAAUGUGUUCUUUAAUCGGCACUUAAUCUGAAAAGGAUAAACAAAAACAAUCUAAAUUAAUGUAUAGUUAAGGGCAUGCUCCAUAUAUCUCUUAAACUAACCUUAAACCCCAAAAGCAAGGGAGCGAUCAAACAUUUUGUAGUAAGGCAUUAUUAAGGAUACAUUUCCUGAUAUCCUUGAUAUGCCCAUAAAUCGAAAAAUAAAGGGCACUGAGGGAAAUUUAAAAUUGUUUAAGGACGACUUAAUUCAUUUCAAGGGGUCUUGGCAUAUUUGACGGGAAAGUUGAAUUAUAUGUAAUACUAAUUUAAGGCAGUCCUUUUCCCUAGUGCUACCUAAAUAUUUUAGAGGGAGUUUGGCAUUUCUCUCUCACCUCCAAAUGUAGGCUUAAAUCUAUAACAGGUUUAACGUUAUCAACUGUCCAUAAUAUGUUUCCAAUCCUGUUUUGUGUUAGUGUCAAUACAGAUUGACGAGCGGGAAAAUGAUCUUCUCGCUCUUUUAUGAGCACGCUCCAUAUCGUCAGUUGUGUCCACACCUGACAUCGAUUCACUAAUUAGACAAGAUGCAGGACAAAUGUUGCUAUUCUUUCAGUAUUUAUUGUCAAGAGUGAGUUAGGUGGGUAUAAGGUCUCCAAUUUGUCUGUGUAUUUUGCGUUGUUGGUAGCAUAUUUUGUUUACUUUUGAGUUUGGUUUCGAGUUUAGUUGCAUUUAGGGGACUAUUAGCGGUUGCGUUUUGAAUGGCCUACAGUUGCAUGUGCGACGCGCGGUCAGAAGAGGGCGCACUCUACCCAGUUACAUGUAGGUGUGGAAAUUCCCUCAGAGGAAGGUACCUUCGGCUCUUGCGCUCAGCCGCGGAGAUGCCAAAAAUGAAGCUAGGCAAAAGCCGGAGGCUGACAUUUUCUUAAAGGUGUCCGCCGCAGGGAACCCAACGCUGUAGAACGGAGCUUUGGAAAAAUCCCUGGAGCUUGUUUUUGAGACAAAAUCAGUAAUCCAAGUGCAGCAACACAAAGGACUGCAGAGCGCUCCCCGCUUGGAUUCACUGUGACAGCAAGACAGGCUGCGGUGGUCACGGUCACCCUAAAGGAAGGGUCUCUUUCCACUCCCCCUCUCACACCUACACACACACACUCCCUCAGGCACACACACACACGCAGGAUGAGGGAAGCCUGGAGGUGCCUGCUGGGGCUUUGCCUCCUGGCAUGCUCCGCCUCUCCCGCCUCCCCUAACGGUGCUGCCAAUCCCUUCGCUGGGCAGCAGACACCCCCAGACCCAUGCUAUGAUGACGCGGGCGCUGCCCGCCGCUGUAUUCCCGAGUUCAUCAACGCCGCCUUUGGCAAGGAGGUGGCCGUGUCCAGCGUGUGCGGCCGGCCGACGCCGUCCCGCUCUUGUAGUGUGGUGGAGCGCGGUGAUGAGCGGCCCUCAGUGCGCACCUGCCAGAUCUGCGAUGCGGCAGACCCGCGGCGUGCCCAUCCGCCCUCCUACCUCACUGACCUCAACUCGGCCCACAACCUCACCUGCUGGCAAUCGGAGAACCUACACACCUCGCCGCACAACGUCACCCUAACCCUGUCGCUGGGCAAGAAGUUUGAGAUUACCUACGUCAGCCUGCAGUUCUGCUCGCCCCGCCCUGAGUCACUGGCCAUCUACAAGAGCAUGGACUAUGGCAAGAGCUGGACGCCUUACCAGUACUACUCGUCCCAGUGUCGGCGCAUGUACAACCGGCCCAACAAGGCGGCCAUCACCAAGCAGAACGAGCAGGAGGGCCUGUGCACCGAUGGCCACACCGACCUCUACCCCCUAUCCGGGGGGCUCAUUGCCUUCAGCACUCUGGACGGGCGGCCCUCCGGGAAGGACUUUGACAACAGCCCUGUGCUCCAGGACUGGGUGACAGUCACUGACAUCCGCGUAGUUUUCAGCCGGCCCCAGCUGCCACGUGAGCUAGGGGCAGGAGGAGUGGGGAUAGGCGGGGGUGGCCGGAUUGACGAAGACCCAAUGGUACCGUCCACGUCUCUGCCGGCAUACUUCUACGCGGUGGGGGACUUCCAGGUGGGCGGGAGGUGUAAGUGCAACGGGCACGCCUCACGCUGCCUAAAAGACAAGGAGGGCAAGCUGGUGUGCGAUUGCAAGCACAACACGGAGGGGCCCGAGUGCGACCGCUGCAAGCCCUUCCACUACGACCGGCCAUGGCAAAGGGCCAGCGCCCGCGAGGCCAACGAGUGUCUACCGUGCAACUGCAACCUGCACGCCCGGCGCUGCCGCUUCAACAUGGAGCUGUACAAGUUGUCAGGGAGGAAGAGCGGAGGCGUGUGUAUGAACUGUCGUCACAACACGGCCGGACGCCACUGCCACUACUGCAAGGAGGGCUUCUACCGGGAUAUGGCCAGGCCCAUCACACACCGCCGUGCCUGCAAAGCCUGUGACUGCCACCCGGUGGGUGCGGCAGGUAAGACGUGUAACCAGACGACGGGCCAGUGCCCCUGUAAGGACGGCGUGACGGGCAUCACCUGCAACCGCUGUGCAAAGGGCUACCAACAGAGCCGCUCACCUGUGGCCCCCUGCAUCAAGAUCCCAGUGGUGAACCCUACAGCCAUGGUCAGCAGCAGCACAGAGGAACCGGCAGCAGAUUGUGAAUCCUAUUGCAAACCAGUGAAAGGGAAUCUGAAGAUCAACAUGAAGAAAUACUGCAAGAAAGACUAUGCGGUGCAAGUCAACGUGCUGGACAUGGAGACGGUGGGCGACUGGGCCAAGUUCUCGGUCAACGUGGUCUCGGUCUACAAGAGCCGUGGCGAGCCGCUCAAACGGGGCGACAACGUGCUAUGGAUCCAUAUGAAGGACCUGGCCUGCAAGUGUCCCAAAAUCCAGAUGAGCAAGCGCUUCCUGGUGAUGGGCACCAGCGAGACCGGGCCGGGGGGCCCUGGGGCCGGGGGGCCCGGGGCUGGACCUGGGGCUGCUGCAGGAGCAGAGCGCGUAGGGCUCCUGGCCGAUAAGAACAGCCUGGUCAUCCAGUGGAGAGACGUAUGGACGCGGCGCCUCCGGAAGUUCCAGCGCAAAGAGAAGAAGGGCAAGUGCAGCAAAGCAUGAUGGGGGAGAGCAGCGCAUCCUCAGCCAACCCCUCCAUGACCCCACCCCUACUCCUACCUCCCCACGACCCCUUCCUAGCUCUCGGCUAGUUCGCAGGAUAGAACACGACCCCCCUAACCCCAUAAAAACCCUGACCCCCCCCCCAAAACGGGGUACACUGCACAUUACAGAGACUGCAUGUAUAUUGCCUGUUUAAGGACCACUUUGUGUAUAUUGUAUAAUUAUUUCCUUUUUAUUUUCUGUUUUAAUCAUGGGACUGUGACUGUCUUUUUUCUGUUGGUCUGCCUUAAAAAGGGACCAUUAAAAAGGGUACGAAGUGUAGACGAGUGGAUACCAUUCCCUUUCUCGACAACGACAGCGAAAAUGUCCACACUCCCCCACACCCCUGCCCUCUCCCAUUCCCCUUCCCCAUUCAGACUGCUUCAGUCCCCCCUCCUGCCACCAUGUUUUAGUGUUUUGAAACUAUCGAAGCUCACAUUUCCCAUUCUAUUACCAGGAGUAUCCAUGGAGCUCAGAUAAUCAGAGAGAGAAACUGAUUUUUUAGUGUUGUAGCAAAGUGCCCCACGCAGGGGAGAAGACAAACUGCACAACCUCAGUUCGUCUGCCUCCUCCACCCACUGUUUCACUGUCUCUAAACCCCCACCUUUCUCUACGCAACUGAGAUUACUGGCCUAGAGCGGCCAUUUUGUCUUGUACUCCUAUUCCGUAUGUAAGAUAUGUAGACAUGAACUCUCUGCAGUAGUAUCUCUUGACCAGAACCUACAACGGCUGCAUCUUCGUCCUCAGAGGAUCCUUCUAACCACAACAAAGGCUGUCCCCACAGGGGCCUUCUCCAAUGCAAAACGUCACUUCUACCACCACUGCCAUUACAAUAUAUAUACAACUUCAGACUGAGGCAUCUGCUACUCUAGUCUAGACUAUACAGCUGUUGACAGUGACCCCACCGCUCACUCACUGGUUCUACUGCUCCAGUCAUAGACAGACAGUGGCACUGUUUGGACACUGGCAAACACUAAACCCUAAUAAUGUUUCUCUUUUAUUCUAUAUUCAUGUACUUCUGCUCUCAGAUUCCUAUACUUCUACAGACCCCACUGUCUCACUAUCUAAGUGAAGACCCCCCCCCCCACACAAGCCUUCUCACCACGAGCAGGAAAUGGAAUCAUGCAUUACUAUCUGACUCAUGUGAAGAAAAAUAAUCUUGAGCGGGACUCCAGCAGAGUGGAAAGUAGCCAGCUUCAGAACAGAACAAUGCCCUUGAUACUAGGGAAACUUUUGGGGGGAUAUUUUGUGUCAUGUCUUCCACUGUUUGUUGAUAGAAGGUCCUGCGGGUGUCAUUGUGUGACCGAUAUCGUUUGUUGGUUCAAUUCUAUUAUUUCUCUUGUCUUUUAAAUGUUUGCCACUUUCGACGAAGUGUCCAAUGACGGGCUAGUGAUCGCUUGCCGAAAGAAGAGCUCAAAAUAAAGAGUGCCAUUUCACGAAGAACAGACAAAGGUUGGAUUAAGCUCUACCUUUUCAACUGUAGCUUAUUGACAAACUGAAAGAGUCCGGAACGUUCUAGGCUACGUACACACUGCCUGAUUGUAUUAUGAUGCGAUAGUCUAUUUCAAUCCUCAUGUCUUUGUAUGUUUGCAUGUUUGUGGUUUGGCUGGUCCGUCCGAUGCGAAGCGAAAAAUUUACAGUAAGCAGAGCAUGGAAUUAACAAAUGUUAACAUCACAAAUCCAGAGGAAACCUCCUUAGUCAUCUCCCCUCAUUGGCCUUGCCGACAUUUCCCUCUCUUCGUUGGCCAAUAAUGCAUCAGCCUGUUUCUAAAUUGAAUCAAGAAAAUGAGAAAAUCAGGACAAAAACGAAACCACAAGGGAACGUAUGUUUGCUCUCAAAGUUGCUGUUUUGUCUUUGUCCUUAGGUCAUUUUAUAAGCGUAUUACGAUUGAUUUCAAAAAUAGAAAACGUAAACACAUUGUGAAGGGGUCAUGCUAGCUAGCUGUUAGCAUGCUGACAAUAAUGUCAUGCUAGCGGUUGGUUGGCUGCAGUGCUAUGUUUGGUUUGUCACAUUUCCAAGCCCCUCAGAAGAGUGUCUCUCCCUCUCUUGUCAGGCCCCAGUUCCUUUCUGUUCUGCAACAUGUGCGUUUCUGUGUCUUAGAUACACUGUAUGUCCAAAAGUAUGUGGACACUAAUUUGAAGGGGCGUCCACAUACUUUUGUAUAUGUAGUGUACGUGACAGUAGUGGGACAAAGGCAGCCAACCAAAGUCCUUCAGUGGUGUAGGUCUUGUUUUCAUUUGCUGAAAGAAUGUAUAUAAAUGAGAAAAUGUCAAAUGUAAAAACCGCUUAAAGACACAUGGUAUGAUUGUACUUUCUUAUGAGAUUAUGUCGUUAAAGCUGAGAAUGUAGACCGAGCGUUGUCAUUCUAAAAAAAAAAAAACGCUGAAUGGAUUUAGAAGUUGUUCACAUGAAGGUCUGUCUGGUUAGAUUGUAGGUUUUAUGUGUAACAGUUGUGGGUCCUCCCUCAUAUGCGUCAAUGUUUGCAUCAUACAGUAUUCAUUCAACAUGUCGCGUAGCACAGUGCUCUGAAAACCAAUCCAAAACCAAUCCAUGACCAAAGUGAACUAGGUUGUUUUCCAUACAUUUUGGUGUAAUAUAUAAUGUUAUUUCUUAGAACAGCAAAGAGGUCAGACGGAACCACUAACAUUUCCGAGUAAAAGUAGCGUUUCCUUAGAGGAAUUCCCAGAGAUGGAAUUUCACAAAAAUGCAGAACCAAAUCGUCUGAUUAUUUAUGUAUUUCCGUCCAUGACAAGCUGUCAAACAGGUGGUCUUACAGUAGCCACCAUUUCUUGGCCUGGUAUGUGGGGAAAGCAUGGGCAGGUUUGAUGGAUGUCGAAGUUACGUGUCCAGAACCCCUUUCUCAGACUCAACCCAGAACCGACCCGCUUCCUCACAGGGUUAUACUGCACUGUCUACAGUGCCUAGUAGCUCAAGUGUGAACCUCAACACUUCAUAAUACUGUAUAGCCUGGUCCCAGAUCUGUUUGUGCUGUCUUGGCAACUCCUACAACUCCUAUGGUAAUUUUCCAGAGGAGUUGGCCAGACAGCACAAACCGAUCUGGGACCAGGCUAUGAAUAAUAUCCAGCAAGACAAAAAUCACUAUACUUUUUCUCCCUUUACCUCAGUCUCUAUUUUCUUCCUCUUUUAUCUGUGCCACCCUGAAUAUUGGACUACAGAUAACAAGCUUUACUAAACCCUGCAGAUGUUAUUUAGAAAUUGAAACGUACCCCUCGAAAGCAUUUUGUAGUCUUCCUAGGGCGAGCCACCCUGUUGUUUUACUUAACAAGCCCCACAGCUUGGCAGUGGAACCAGGGUCGUAACUUGCUCUCUUUGUUCCCCUCCCGCAGUAUUUAUAACGUCCACAGGUGAGUGAGAGAGAGAGAGAGAGAGAUCAUUAAAGUACCUUAUAAAGUAAAAACAUAAUGAGAUAUACACAAAUGGACGGUGAGGAAAAGUGAGUUAAGGUUAAGGGAGUUGAAGGAGAGAGUCUGCCCAUUGGGUAUAAUAUGGACUGAAGUGCCAAAACUUUUUCUGUCAUUGUCUUCGUAAAGCCAGUAAGUAACAAGCCAGAGAGACAAGCUAAAUUAUUAUAUGUAGAACAUUUGAAAUAUAUAUCAAAGCCCAAAAUGAUUGUAACAAUGACUGUAGACCUACUGCUGCCAGGUGUUAUGAAAUAUGUGAAAUCUUGCUCAAGAAAGCAUUGAAAGGGCAAAAUUCUAUGACAUGUCUCCCCAUUUGCCAGAAGCCCCCUCUCCUGUCCUCAUGACAUUCUGGUCACAGAGUUACACUAUAGAGCACCACUCACACAGACGAUGUCCACCUGCCUUCUGAGGGCCGAUUGGGUGUUGCCUUCCGCCCCACGCACCCCCCCCCCCCCUUCCUUCAUCACUCGUGUUAUUAUGAAGUCUUCCUUGUACAUUUUCCUCUGAUGCAAUGACCACUGACUUUUUAAUCGUAAAUGACAAAUAAAUUAUUAGUUAAUGAAA